Amphiprion ocellaris (clown anemonefish) is the source of this 1987-nucleotide messenger RNA. It is a transcript of the gene pepd, whose product is annotated as peptidase D. NCBI's taxonomy places the organism in Eukaryota, Metazoa, Chordata, Actinopteri, Pomacentridae. Gene Ontology annotation, molecular function: metalloaminopeptidase activity; manganese ion binding. The transcript is spliced from 15 exons. Bases 65 to 1621 code for a protein of 518 amino acids. The record is from RefSeq and is a predicted model, not a curated record.
CCGCUUCACUGUUGAGACUGUUAUUUCCUAUAGACUUGAAUGCAGCACGAGACCAUGUCAGCUGAUGUCGAACCGAGAAAACUCACGUGAUUCCGGUGAACACGUGACAGAGAAGAUCCUUCUUGGUGUCAUCAUGGCUGCAGCACCGCAACCUGUCUACUGGCUGGGUAAUGACACCCUGAGGGUGUCUGCUGCCCUUUUUGCUGAGAACCGUCGCCGACUGUGCCAAGGGCUGAAAGCCAAAGACGGAGUGGUGUCAAAGUCAGUGGUGGUGCUGCAGGGGGGAGAGCAGAAGCAGAGGUACUGCACCGACACCGACCUCCUCUUCAGGCAGGAGUCUUUCUUCCACUGGGCUUUUGGCGUGACUGAGCCUGACUGCUACGGAGCCAUUGAUGUGGACUCUGGAAAAUCCAUUCUUUUUGUUCCUAAACUGCCUGAAAGCUAUGCUACUUGGAUGGGAGAGAUCUUUUCUAAAGAGCAUUUCAAGGAGAAGUAUGCUGCUGAUGAGGUCCAGUACGCCUGUGACAUUGCUGAUGUCCUGUCCAACCUGAGACCAGCGGUUCUCCUUACAUUGCGAGGACAGAAUACAGAUAGUGGGAGCAUCUGCCGUGAAGCCUCCUUUGAAGGAAUUAGUCGCUUCCAAGUGAACAACACUCUUUUACACCCAGUCAUUGUGGAAUGCCGCCUCAUUAAGACUGAUAUGGAGCUGGAGGUCCUGCGCUACACCAACAGGGUUUCCAGUGAAGCCCACAAAAUGGUCAUGAAGAAUGUGAAACCUGGACAAAAAGAAUAUGAAAUGGAGAGUCUGUUCCAGCACUACUGCUACACCAAAGGAGGGAUGCGCCACACCUCGUACACCUGCAUCUGUGGAACGGGUAAUAAUUCCUCUGUCCUCCACUAUGGCCAUGCUGGAGCUCCCAACGACAAGACGGUUGUAGAUGGAGACAUGUGUCUGUUUGACAUGGGUGGAGAGUAUUACUGCUACUCCUCAGAUAUCACCUGCUCCUUCCCAGCCAACGGCAAGUUCACUGCAGACCAGAGGGCCAUCUACGAGGCCGUGCUCAAAUCCUCCCGCACUGUCAUGGCUGCCAUCAAACCAGGUGUGAAGUGGACUGACAUGCACCGCCUGGCUGACAGGGUUCACCUGGAGGAGCUCGUGAAGAUCGGCAUCCUACACGGCAGCGUGGAGGACAUGCUGAAGGUCCACCUGGGCUCCGUCUUCAUGCCCCACGGCCUUGGACACCUGCUGGGCAUUGACGUGCACGAUGUGGGAGGCUACCCUGAGGGGGUGGACCGUAUUAACGAGCCUGGACUGAGGAGUCUUCGGAUGGGCCGCCUGGUGCAGGAGCGGAUGGUCCUCACCGUGGAGCCUGGCAUUUACUUUAUCAACCACCUGCUGGACCAGGCCCUGGCCAACUCUACUCAGAGCUGCUUCAUCAACAACCAAGUGCUGGCUCGCUUCCGCGGCUUUGGAGGGGUUCGCAUUGAAGAUGACAUCGCAGUGACAGCGGAUGGUAUCGAGCUGCUGACCUGCGUCCCUCGCACAGUGGAGGAGAUUGAGGCUUUCAUGGCCGACUCUGCAAAGCCCUUCAGCCCAGAUGUCAAAAGUGAAAAAUUCUGAAUGUCUGAGCUGUAUCUCUUUAGCUACCACAGAUGUUCUUCACUGAAGCUCAGCUCAUCACUUUGCUCUUAUGUAUCGCUCCUGCAACAAACUCACAGUGAACAGUAUUAUUACAUGAGAAGUUUUAUACGGUAUCUUCAUAAAGCAUUCAUCAUGAUUUAAAAAUCUCAUUCUGAUCAGGGCAACAGUCACUUUAAGGGACAAACUGUAUAUUCAUGCACAAAAUGUUUUUUGCCUCCUGCAAAACCUUAAUUUUUUUCUUUUUUCUUAACAAGAAUUCGUAUUCUUAUAUGUUCCUCUCUUUAAGCAGCUGUUGACAAAAAGCUGUGAAUUUGAAAUAAACCAGCAUUUUAAUUUGCAACAUUG